Molecule: messenger RNA, 4442 nt
Organism: Macrobrachium nipponense
Lineage: Eukaryota; Metazoa; Arthropoda; Malacostraca; Decapoda; Palaemonidae
Exons: 3
Coding region: 262-1716 (484 amino acids)
Source: RefSeq, a predicted model, not a curated record
UGGAAAGUCUUAUCAUUAUACCUGAGGCUUCCCAAACGUUCAAUUGUACCCUGGCGGUGCAGAGCGACGCUGCCUGCCCCUUGCUGUGGACGUUUUAUUGACUUUGUGUUUCAACGCGAUACAUAUAAAUGCUUGCUUGGUGUUGUACUAUUAUUAUUGCGAGAGCAACAUUAUGAGUGAAUAUUAGCAGAGGAACAAGUGUGCCAUAAAGGACAGAGAGGUCGUAGAAGUUUUGAAAAUAUAACAGGUGUUUUUUGCAACAUGACUGUUGUGGCACCCGUCCCUCGCCCGAAUUCUUUAUUGCCACGGGCGCCAGCCCCAUGGCGACCCGCCGCAGCCGCGGCGUUAGGCCUGCCCGCGGCGGUGCAGGGCCUGCUGCAGCAGUUAGGCGGAACAUUCCAUACUUACCAUCCAUUCCGACGAACCAGGAGGGAAAGCGAAGACGAAGUCGACAUUCCGAGAAGCCCUCCGCCUCUCCUCCUGCUCAGCAGAAACACCCUGAUCUCCUCCUUCGGUUUACGAAAGCUGCGUCGGUUGCUCCUUUGGGCCGGCGCCCCUCGCGCUGUCUCCCGUAUGCUCUCGACCGUAGGCGCCGGGGAAUGUGAGGCCCUGGGGGCGGCGCCCCUCACGGAUGUGUUUGCUCAACCUUUCUUUCAUCGGGCCGUGACCUGGAGGGUCACUUGUUGCUUGGAUCGCCAGCCUUACUUGACCACUUACGCCGCCACUUCGGCAAUACAUGGGUACUGUGUACCCUGGACUCGACUCACCGCCUGUGGUUGCUCAGUUCCCGAAGAACUUGUCUGGACGGUGGUCUACCAAGUUGGAUCAGCAUUGCUUCACAUGCUGAGCGCUGGAUUAUUCUACACGCCUUUAGCGCUGGACAACAUAUUCCUUCUCAGGGAUAGAUUAGCACUUGAAAAUAUGCUUUCCAAGAAACACAGAAUGACUGGCUGUGGAUGUGAGGCCUGGCGUGGUUCAGCAGGACAUCAGAAAGCAACAUCAGUAGGUCCUUCGGAGCGUUGUUUCAUCCACCACAUCGGUCAAGUCAUAUUCGCACUCAUUACCUGUCAUCUGCGUUCACAACCUGACGGCCACGUGGCGCCGUGCAGUCCCGUCACUACUCUGUGUUCCCUCAAGCAUCUCUACUCGCCAACAUUACUGCGACUUCUCUCCCGCACCCUAGCUGGAGGUGUCACAAUGGCAUGGGGUGUGAUGGGUGGGGGUGGUGAGGGACGUGUGGCUGUCAGAGCAUUCCAGUGGGAGACGCAGUGGGAACAGCUUGACCCUUGCCCAGAGACUGAAUGGCCCUUGGGCAAUUCUGAGCAGGGUUUCAGUAACCCAUUGAAUACGAGCUCACGGAUGGAUUACAGGCCAGUCAUAUCACCUCCGAAGACUUACAGAAGUUAUACUGUCAGCCGAAGUUAUUCCAGACUGUCAUCCACUUACUCUUCAAAUUCAGGGAAUGCCUCUUCCAGUAGCAGUCCUGUUUCAGAUUUUGGUGAGGAUGAGAGUCCAACUAUGCCCAUGGAAACCUCAGUCGCAGGUUUUCUCCAUGACAGUGCUCCUGUUCAGUUAGCCCAGGUCGUCGUCGUGGCAGCCGAAAGGAUUUUGGCUCUUCGGCCUGGCACUACAUUGGCUGAGGCUAUCUACUCUUCACCCCAUCGCCUCAUACAACAUGUUAUGACAGCUCAGAAAAAGCACCUCAAAACAAAAUAAUAGUUUUCACUGGAAUGGCACGACAAGACUUGUGAGGUUUUCUUUGCUAGGGAUACCCAGUGAAGAGUCACCAACAUUUACUUUGAGAUUUUUUUUUUAAGCGCAGAACACAAAUGACAGUUUGUGAAAUAGGGAGAAAGCAAUAUCUAAACAAGUGUGCUUUAAUUCUGGUUUCCUUAAAAAAAAUCAGGAAUCGUGUCGUAAUGUGCCCAAGUUAAUUAUUUUUAUGUAUGUGGUGUAAAGCAGUUAUGCAACCAGGUAGUAGGUGAGUCUGUGGCACUGAAGAGCCACAGACUCCCUGAUAUAUCUGCACUGUACUGUAUGGACAUUCAUGUACAGUCAUUCUUUGAGGAAGGAAAACAUAAAACAGAUACUAUAUAUGAGCCCCAGUUAAUGAAAGCUUUAACCAGUCACAUAUUUUUAGAAGGUAAUUUGUAAGUCAGACUUAACAUAGUAUGUUGCCAAGAUUCUUAUGAUUUUAUUUUAAUUCUUUCAAGCAGCUCCAUACACUCGGGUGCAAGAUCUUAAGUCUUAUUACCCUUCCAAGGUUGAAGCUCUUUUUGCCAGAUAUUUUGUAUGGGAUUUCCUUUUUAGCACUGCACUGUGCACUGAAGAGCAAUUUCAACCUUUUGUGUAACUUCGCCACCCAUUGGAUACCCAUUAGUAUACCGUUGGGAUUAUCGAGGUCCUUUUACUUGGAAGAAUGUAGCAAGAUCUCCCGUGUACAUACACCCUCGUUAAAUAACAUCCCUUGGAAAAAAGCUGUUGUGCAUUCCAUUUUCUAGUCGGUGUUUUUACCCUUGUAUGCUGAAUAGCUUAGAUUGGACUCUUGGUAAAUAGACCUUGUUUUUUUAGAAAUAUACUUUGAUGGUAUUCUCUUUGAUGCAUUAUUGAAAUGAAAAUAUGAGAACUGUUUUGUGAUUACACUUACAGCGACAGUAAAAGGGUACAGAGACUUAAGAAUUGCCCCUUAGUUUAGGAGGUCACUUCAGUUUAGCUUUUAGGAUUGUCAUUAUGAUGACAUUUUUAUACUGUUAUUAUUAAUGAGAUUGUUAUAGAAACAAUGGUAUACAUCUAUUACUAGAGUAUAUGUCAUUAGAAACAAUGGCAAAUCCAUUACCAGGGUACUUGCAUAUUUUAUAUAAAACUUGAAGAUUUUUAUAACUCCAGGUAACGCCAAGGCCCAAGUGUAGUUAAUUGAUCUGCAUGCACGAGAUAUCCAGAUAAAGCCACGUCAUUUUGAAGUGAGAAUUCUACCGAGAUACAUAUCCCUUCUUUAUUGAUAAUGAUUUUAUCAGUUGUUAUGCAUUGGAAAUUAUGUGGUUAAAUAAUGCAUAAGUUAGUAAGGGAUUUUACUGGAUAUAUAAUGCACUGGGUUACAAAUAUGCAUCCAUAAAUUUUUGCAUAAAAGAAUGAGUUGCGGUACUUACAUAGAGGAAACUGUGCUGGUCCAGGUGUCCUGCAUUCGUAGCCAGCCAUAUGUCAGUCAUCAACCAGUAUUGUCUUUUUGGGUGCAUUAUCUAGAUGUGAUACUUGUAAUUUGGCAAGCAUUGAUCCAUUGCACCUUCUAGUCGUUAAAAAGGUAUUCAGAUAGCAAGCAUACUUUGCAUGAGCUGUGCUGACAUACUGUAAUGCAUAAGGUCAGGAGUUAUUGGCAAAGAAAAAAAAUUGAAUACAAUAAGAAAGAUGGUGGAUAUAAUAGACAAAGACCAUCAGAAUUACAGACUUUCAAAUCAGUUAGUCAGAAAUCUAAAGCUGUGGAGAGAGAUAUUGAUGUCAUUUCUUCAUAAACUGGUCAUGUACCCUAAGAAAUUAUCUACUUUAUCAGACCAAAAGAUAGCCCUGGGAAUUAUUCAUGCCAUUGUAAGAUAAAUUUUUUAUUUACUUUUUAGUUUUAAGGCCUUGUAAAGGCAUCACAAUAUUUUAUAUAAAUAUAUACUUUAUAUUACAUUAUAGAAUUGAUGUUCAUGACAUCUUCCUGUGAUUUAAUUUUAGUACGAAUUAUUGACAAAAGAGAGAGAGCCAUAUGUAUUUUAAUUACUCUUUCAUGAUGAAGUUUAACUAGAGGACUGAUCAAAGUCCUUGCUAUAAAUUUUUGUGUGUUUUCUAUGAUUCUAACAAGUAAGCACUUUGACUGAUUAAUUUAGGUAUGAUUUGAUUCACCAUAUUUAUUUAAUGUUAUAUAUAUAAUAAUAUAUAUAUCUAUAUAUAUAUAUAUUAUAAUAUAUAGAUAUAUAUAUAUAUAUAUAGCCAAAUCAUAUUGUUGUGUUGUGAUUAUCUUUUUAUUACUUUUGUACACUUAGGACUUUGAUCUUCAUGAUAUUGAGAAUAUGAGUUCAAUUUUUUCAGAGGCAGUUUUAUUAUACUUACUGUAAUGUCAUUGUAUGAUUGUAUGAAUAUAAUUUAUUAUGGAAGUAAAUAUUUCAUAUAUCACUGUACAUACUUGUUUUCUUGUCAAAAGUGCAUAUUACCUGUAUUUUGUUAUUCAUGAAGUAUUUUUUGCAAACUGCUCUUAACAUUGCAGUUUGUUGUAUUAUUCUGUUACCAUGUCUACUGUUCGUUCAGUUGUUCAGACUUCCCAUUUCUCUUGUUUCUUAGGUUCACCCCUGUUCAUUACUUACUAGACAACCAAUGGAAAUUAAUGAGGAUUUUGGCAAAGUCUGGAUUGUUAUAUUGAAAACGAACAUUGAUGGACCGCCCUGCUUUGUAUUAAUCUGCCUAGCCUU